GUUGUUUGUCUAGCCACUUUCUGCACGCACGACAUCAUAGUCAGUAGCGCCGAGAACAUAACAACACUCUCUUCCUAGCAAUCCUGAGAGCUUUGUUCCUCCCAGCACGCUGCCUCUGUCAUUUCUUUGUGUGUUGCUUGUUGCUUGUCUACAGCGUCGACUGCCUCUCUAGAUCCCUGGCGACACUGGAGGCGAGACAUACCGAACAAGCGCUCUCCUCUUUCUCCCUCCCCUAAGCCACUAUGCUUCCUUCUUUCCUUUAACCUCAAUUCACAAAGAACUGAAAGAACAAGGUAUGUCGGACUCUGUCUUAUCUUGUUUGAUUCAAUAUCAGCUACCGCUGUUCGCCACUGGAGAAGACCAGCUUCUUUAUCCACAUCCCGCUUCACUCACUCCAGCGUGCAUUGUUGAUACCAGAUAAAGCGAUUUUACUAAGAUUAGCUUGUUCAUCUCUUUGUCAAAACAAACAUAUGCUGAUUGGUACACUCCUCACAGAGAAUAUAGCUAGCCGGGCACCAUGGGCCAAAAGCGCAUAGGUUACGAACCAUCACGUGAGUGUCAGCUAUCAUGCAGUGAAUAUUCACAAUGCAGACCAGAAACACAGGGGAUUCACGAAAAACCACGCUAGUCCAGAAUGCAGACACGUGUGAUGCAUGUUGUGAGGAGAUCCGUCUCUCGGACCUGACACAGCACUUCCACCGCGCGUUUUCGACAGUCACUUCUGCGACACCAUUCAUCUCCAUGGCUGAGGUGGCCGGCGUUUUCAGCUCCAAUAACCCCGAGGCGAAGAAGUACACGUAUGAGGAGUCGCUGGUGCGUCGGUUCAUUAGCCGUGGCGUUGGCAUCGGCCUUGUUACCACUGAAUCUAUCCCUGCUGGUAGUGUGGUCUUCGCGGAAGAUGUGGCUUGGACUACAGAAAAGGAGUCUUUGGGGUGUCAGACACCGAGGGAGGUAAAUGCUAUGCUUGGGGCGAAGGUGAGGGCUAUGGGGGAUGAGUGGCUGAGGAAAUUCCUUGCUCUGCCGAGCUCGCUGAAGCAGGAUUUGGGGGUGUUUGCGGGGAUUUGGGAUUUGUAUCAGUUGCCGAUUGCCAUGAAUGGGGUGAGGGCUGGGAUUGUGGGGUUGAAUCUUGCGUCGGUUAAUCAUGCUUGUGUGCCGAAUUGCGCGUUGACGAUCAUCAAUAAAUAUCCGAAGAAUGAGGAUGGAAAUAUUAAUAUUGGGGAAAGUCCGAUGGUUGGAAGGGCUGUUGUGCGGGUUCUCAAGAAUAUUCCGAAGGAUGAGGAGAUCACUGUCGCGUACUUCUAUGGGAAGGGACAGCAGAAGGCGAGGGAGUUGUUCUCGUGGACUGAGUUCGGCUUCUUCUGCUCGUGCAAAGCGUGUGCGCAGCCCAAGGAUGUGAUCGAGGUUGCCAUGGAUAAGUAUUGGAAAGUUGAGCGCAUCUUGAACCACCCUGACACUGUCGACUUGUAUCCCGCGAUGGCUUUCAAGUCCGCGCAGGAGGUGAUAGGCAGGCUUCUUACGUGCCAGAUCCGCGAUGCUCGCGUUGCCAUGAUUUGGGCCAAGUGUGCCAUGAUCGCUGGUUACCACUCUGAUAUUGCGCGCGCUAUGUGCUUCCUCGCCAAGGCAUACCGAAUGUUGGCUAUCCUCGAGGGGAGUACGGGAAUCUUCUAUCGACAGAUCCUCAUCUGGUACGAAACACCCACGGUGAUGCCGGGGUUUGGAGCUACCACACGAGGGCUUUCCACCGUUACCGAAGGUCGAGACAUGCUUGAUGAACGCGACGUCAAGGAGAAGCUGUUCAUGAUGGCAGCAAAGUCGGACGAGUAUAUUCGCGUACACCGAUACUACCGCUUAUCUGACGCUAUGGCCAAACAGAAAUGCAGUAGGUACCUGCUUUUACCUGAAAAGCCCACCAAGCCAAAAGAGGCAGACAUAUUGCUUGAACCAGGUGCCUCGAAAUUAGAACACUUCCCAGAGCAAAGACAUGGGCCGAUUACGCCGGAGAGGGCUCACCGGAGCGGCAGUGGCACAUCGAAUCUCAGACGGAAUAAGGAUGGACCCAGCGACAAUACUUCAAAGGGGAAGCCUCAAGUGUCCAAGGGCCAUAGCGAAGCAUCUACCCAGGAAUCGUCAUCAGGCGAAGUCUGCACUGAUCCGCACUGGGAUGUGCUGGAUCUUAUCCGAGAGCUCAUGGCUGAUAAUCCAGAUCUAUUCCCAGAAUAUCAUUCCCCUACUAUUCCCGAGGCAGCCAAGAAGAAAAAGAAGAAGAAGAGAAAGAAGGGAAAAGACUCGGUUCAAGCUGGAGAAAAUACUCAGCAAGGACAGAGUACCCCAGUCGUGAAGGAGGUCGAGGCGGAAAAGAAGGUGGUGAUGGUCAAGAAAGCCAGCGUUCGUUGUCCCGAGGAGGUUCCGGGCUCUGAAUAAUUCAUUGGACUUGAGAGCGAAAGAGGAUAGUCAUUCCUCAUCGCCUUUUGUCUCUUGAUAAUUUUCUAUUUCAAUUGGACUUGUAGGUGAGGUUGGAAGGACAGUGAAUGUCUCGAUUGGGGUUUUGGAAUAAAUGCGGAGAGAACGUGAUGAUGAUUAUGUCAUGGCAUGGUUUCUCCAAUUUAUUUCAUUUGCAUGCUUUUGGCCUCAUCUUCCUCACU
Aspergillus pseudotamarii is the source of this 2642-nucleotide messenger RNA. RefSeq lists its product as uncharacterized. Lineage: Eukaryota; Fungi; Ascomycota; Eurotiomycetes; Eurotiales; Aspergillaceae. The coding region runs from base 586 to 2421 and encodes 611 amino acids. The record is from RefSeq and is a predicted model, not a curated record. Gene Ontology annotation, molecular function: protein binding. The transcript has a single exon.